GUUAGUUUUGCUUCCGGGUCAAAUAAACAUGAACGUUCGAGACACAUUUCAAGCCGGCAAAACGUGAUUAAAGCCCAGGAAAUAAACAUUCUGUGUUUUACAUGGCGUCUACAUCUGACACCCGUUAAAGUUGAAGAGUCUUCCUCACCCCUGUCAGGAUGGAUCUCGGCAAAGCAAAGCUGCUCAGGACGGGCCUGAACAACCUCCACCAAGCCAUCCACCCCGUGCACGGCAUAGCGUGGACCGACGGCAAGCAGGUCUGCCUGACAUCGCUCUGCGUCGCCAGCGGCGAGGCGAAGUUCGGCGACACCAACGUCAUCGGGCAGUUCGAGCACGUCUUCGGGCUUUUCUGGGGCCCGCUGUGCUGCCCGGACUCCCCCGCCCUGCUGGCGGUUCAGCACAAGAAGCACGUUACUGUGUGGCAACUGCAGCUCAGUGCGCUGGAGCAGAACAAGCUGCUGUGCACUCAGACCUGUGAGAUGAGCGAGCCUUUCCCCCUGCUCGCCCAAGGCUGCGUGUGGCAUCCCAAAUUAGACAUUCUGGCCGUGCUGACCAAGAGGGACACGUCUGUGCUGUUUUCUGUCAGAGUGGACAACAGGAGAGUUAAAGCCGACAUCAAAGGUAGCGGACUUAUUCACUGCGCAUGCUGGACCAAGGACGGUACACGAUUGGUGGUUGCUAUAGGCAGUGCUCUUCACUCUUACAUCUGGAACGACAUCCAGAAGAGCCUGGUGGCAUGCUCCUUUUGCCCUAUCUUUGACGUGGGAGGCUACAUCUGUGCCAUCGAGGCCACGGGGGAGGCUCAAGUAGCUGUGGCCACCGAGCUGCCUCUGGAUAAAAUCUGUGGGUUGAACGCAGGCAUAGUGUUUGACAUGCCGGCAGAGACUGAGCCCCAGGGCCAAGGUUCACCUUUGGUCAUGUCAGAUGAUGAUAGCCAGUCGGACUCAAGAAGGAGAUCAUUUCAGUCCGAGAGGUCCUUCAUCCCCGGUUCGGGCCCUCUGGAUCUCACCCAUCUGCUGGCAAGGCAUCGCCGCUCUGACCCCAGCCCACUUAUUCACCUUCGUCGCAGAGACACGCUGACAGGCUCCGGGCAGGACUCCUCACACCUCAUCUUGGUGACCUAUGAGCGCAAAGUCACCUCAACCCGCAAAGUCAGCAUCCCCGGGAUUUUGGUUCCCGACAUUAUUGCUUUUGAUCCACGCGGCUGCACGGUUGCAGUGGCUUCCAACACCUGCAACAUGGUGCUCGUGUACUGCAUCACCGCCUCUGCAAUGCCAAACAUCCAGCAGAUCUCUCUGCAGGCGAACGAGAGGCCUAAAGGCGUCUGCUUCCUGAAUGACAAGAUGGUUCUGCUGAUGGUAGGAAGGCAGAAGGCCAACGAUCCUGCUUUCCUCCCAUCUUCCAAUACCGAUAAAUAUUUUCUUCGUCUGACAGCCAAAGAGUUGAUGAACCCUGCUGAAACUCCUAUCACACCACCCCCUGCGGCUCCCAACCACGAGUCCACUUCUAAUUUCUGUGCAGGGAUUAGGAGGCACUCGGAGCACCUCGCUAAGGAUGACAGGGAGCGUCCAGGGAUAAAGGACUUGGUCUUACCGGGGGGUGGAGUGCUCCGUUCACCAAGCAACAGGCGCAGGCUGGUGGAGGAAGUAAAGAGCAGCGAGCCCAGCUCCAACACCAGCUCACUGGACUCUGACCGAGCCCUCUCCAGUGCCUCCUCCAUCACGGUGGAGAAUUUUGACAUGGACCACGUCAAUCGCAUGACCAGCCUGGCGCUGGCUGGCCACGCCAGCAGAGACUCCAGCCGGGCCGGCUCUCCCCGCAUCGAGUCGUCCGACAGGCUCCACGCCGACCCGACGUCGCCUAUGCCUGAAAAGGCGUCAGCGGCUGCUAAGGAGCGUGCCUUGGAGCAGCUCGUCCACAACAUGGAGCGGCUUUUCACGCGCUUUGCUGACGUACAGCAGUGCCUGACAGAAAUCAGAGAUUAUACCCGUAAUGGCAGGAAGACCCUGACCGUCUACCCUAAUGCCUGUGAGCCCCCCUAUGUCAAUGUCACAUAUCAGAAGCAGUUGUCAGAAAAUGUGUUCAUCGAUGAGCGGAGGCCUGUGCUGCUGUGUGAUGGGAAGCUGUGUCUGCGCGCCCUCCUAGAGCUUUUCAACCUCACUAUUGUGGAGAUGAUGUAUGGUCCGCUGUGGAUCGUACUUGUGGCAGACGAAGACGGCUUCGUGCCCCUGACGUUCAAGCCCAAAGAGGAGCUCACUGUGCGGAACGGGAAGCGUAAAGUUCCCCUGCGGGCUCCCGGCAGUCCAGAGGACUCCUGCCCCGCCAGUCCGGCCCCCAGCCAAAGCCCCCACACAGCCACGGAGGCCUCAACGUAGCCACACGUAGCACACGCAUUCAUAUCUGGACUUCUGCAGUCAAAGUCAUCAGUUUUCUUUAAAUGUAAUUAACUGCAUAGAUGAAAACAGUUUAUUUACUCAGAUUGCCACAUUAAUUAUAUAUUUAUAUAUAUAUAUAUACUGUAUUUUUGUAUGUCAAAACAGUAGUGACUUGAAAUGGGCGGCCAAUUCAAAUAUCACAUUCACAGUUCGCUUUGAAAAGGAAGCAUAGCUGAGGUUUUAAGCACCUACUCCUUCCUCCUCCUUUUGAUGGUGUAAUCCUUUUCUGCAACAGGACAUAAACUCCAGUGACCGCUUUUAAGGUGUCUCUUUUGUUGUUUAAAUUUAUAUUUUACUGAGUUAUCCAGACAGGUUCAAUCAAAAAAUAUUACUUACCACAUUUGUAAGCACGUUUUCAUUUUUGUGGCUUUAGUGUAGUACUGCAUUUGGCCACAAGAGGGGGCGAUGACCAUUUGAAAUGAUGCUUUAGUAUCUAGUUUAUGGACCCCAGAGCCUAUUUUCUUACAUUCAUUAGAGCCCUGCGGGGCUCCACCGGUGUCCUGCUAAUGUGAAAGACCAAAUAAUGUGAAGAGAAAGUGUAAAAAAUAUUUUUAGUAGUCUUUUUUUAAAGAAUAAAUCUACAUGUGUGCAUUUAA
Betta splendens (Siamese fighting fish) is the source of this 3031-nucleotide messenger RNA. It is a transcript of the gene wdcp, whose product is annotated as WD repeat and coiled coil containing. The record is from RefSeq and is a predicted model, not a curated record. Bases 159 to 2375 code for a protein of 738 amino acids. Lineage: Eukaryota; Metazoa; Chordata; Actinopteri; Anabantiformes; Osphronemidae. Gene Ontology annotation, molecular function: kinase binding. The transcript has 4 exons.